Messenger RNA from Rhinolophus ferrumequinum (greater horseshoe bat), 3858 nucleotides. It is a transcript of the gene SUSD5, whose product is annotated as sushi domain containing 5. NCBI's taxonomy places the organism in Eukaryota, Metazoa, Chordata, Mammalia, Chiroptera, Rhinolophidae. Gene Ontology annotation, molecular function: hyaluronic acid binding. Gene Ontology annotation, biological process: cell adhesion; Notch signaling pathway. The record is from RefSeq and is a predicted model, not a curated record. The coding region runs from base 147 to 2012 and encodes 621 amino acids. The transcript has 5 exons.
UCUCGGCGUGCCGGGCGCGAAGCCUGCGACGCGCGAGCAGAGCGCAGCGCGCAAAGCCGAGUGGCGCAAGCUGGGCAGUGGCCCAGGCAGCCCGGAUCGCAGCCAGUGCCCUCACUCGAGCUCGCCAGCCCGUAGACGCCCGGACAAUGGCUGCCGAGGGACCCAGACCCCGCACCCGGCUCUGGACGGCGGCGCUGCUCCUACUCGGUUUGCGGCGCCUCUUGGUGCGGGCGGAUGGGAAGCUCUUUGUGCUGGAGUCUCAAAAUGGCUCUCAAGGCCUUGAACUGGAGGCGGCUCGGCUUUCCUGCAAGAGCAGAGGCGCUCACCUGGUGUCUGCAGAGGAGUUGCGGAGAGUGGUCCAGGAUUGUACCUUCCCAGUGUGCACCACGGGCUGGCUGGCGGAUGGCACCCUGGGGACAACCGUAUGUAGCAAGGGGAGUGGUGAACAGCAAAUCAUGAGAGCUGUCGAUGUGAGAAUUGAGAGCAACCCGGCUCCUGGUGGUACAUACAAUGCCCUUUGUAUUAAGGAUGAAGAGAGGCCGUGUGGAGACCCGCCUUCUUUCCCACACACCAUCCUGCAGGGACGCACUGGCGUAGAAAUGGGAGAUGAGCUUCUGUACGUUUGUGCCCCGGGCCACGUCACAGGUCACCGUGAAAGCGCCUUCACCUUGCUGUGUAACGGCUGUGGGGAGUGGUAUGGCCUGGUGCAGGCCUGCGGGAAAGAUGAAGCUGAGGCACAUGUUGACUAUGAAGACAAUUUCCCUGAUGACAGCUCCGUGUCAUUCCAAGAGCUCAUGGAGGAUUCCCGGACAGAGGCAGAAGACAGGGGUCAGGGAGAGGCUUCUGAGGAGGCUCCAAAACAGGACCGUCUGGUCUCCAUUUCUGUGGGGAGAGAAAACACAGGCCGGGACACAGCCUUUGUGCCAACUACAGGCUUGCCCAGUGCUGGGAGCAGUGUCCCCACAGACCUGCCAGGAUGGAUACUAAACCAGAAAUACUUGUUCUGGCUUCCUGCUGCGACCUUCCACAAGCUGGAGUUGGAAAAAGAGAUGGACGAUGACACCAAAAAGCAGUUUCCUGCUAGAGACAACCACAGUGGCCUAACAUUGGCUCCAGGUGAAAAUGAAACCAAGGUGAUCUAUAACAGCACUGAGGGUCCCUCGGGGCCAUCUGUGAGCCGGAAUGACAGCAAGGCAGGAGACCCAAUGGUGAGCAGCAGCGAUGAGUCCUGGUUAGAUGGCUACCCUGUGACCGAUGGGGCUUGGAGGAAGAUAGAGGCAGAAGAGGCAGAAGCGGAGGAAGAUGGGGACAAGGGGGAUGGGUCAGUAGGGCUGGAAGAAUGUGUUCUGUUUACUUCCCAUCAGCCCAUUCUCGUGGAAGUUAAGAAGCCCAGGAGUACCACCCACCCAUCAAGUGAGGACAUGACCCAUAGUUCCGUUCUUCCAUCUCAAACCUUAGAUGUAGAAGCGUUGGCUCUCAGACCCAAGGGUGUGUCUGAGACGGAGGGUCCCAGCAGGGGGGACGCUGACUUGACCAGGUAUCAGUCAACUGUUCCUUGGAGAUUUGCCACAGAGAAGUCUCCCUUGGCCACGCUACCCUACGGACUCCCCAGCUCUCCCCUGGAGACAGUAACAACUGCCGUCCCGAAGAUGCCUACCCACGUUCCCUCACCUACCCAGACUCCAAUGGAAACCACUGCUGCUGAGGUCCAGGAUAGCUUCCCAUACCUGCUGUCUGAGGACUUCUUGGGACAGGAAGGCCCUGCCCCAGGUGCAGCUGAGGAACUUCUCCCAACCUUGGAGCCAUGUGUAGGGGAUGAGUGUCCUGGCCUCAGCAGAGGCCCAAUUAUCGCUACCAUUGUCACCGUCUUGUGCCUGCUGCUGCUCCUGGCGGGCGUCGGGGCAGUAUGGGGCUACCGCAAGUGCCAGCACAAGAGCUCUGUGUACAAGCUGAAUGUUGGCCAGCGGCAGGCUCGGCACUAUCACCAGCAGAUUGAGAUGGAGAAGGUCUAGCCACCUCCAUCCAGAGUGGGCUCUCCCAAAGUCACUUGGGAGGAAAAGAAACUGUGACACAUCACAUUGAUAAACACUGAUAAUUCACUAGAGCAUGAAACAUGUGGGAUAGGGCACAUCUCUUUUUUCCCUCAGGUCUUUGUUGUAUAGGCUGAGAAGUAUCUCUGGAAGCACCUGGCAGGAGGCUUUGGUGGGAUCAUCACACACGUUAGUAUCUCCUCAACCAUCUGCCCUGGAAUGAAUUGCACUAAUCUCAGACCUGUGCUUGGGCCCUAAUUUCACCAUGAGGUCAACACUCACCUCUUGCUUCAUCAUACUAUUGUCUUCUUUUUCUUUUUUAAGAAAUAAAAGUAUUGAUUCCGUGACCUGAAAGUUUUUGAAAUAGGCGUAACAAAUGGAGCAUUUCAGAGCAGUGUUGUUUAGGAUACAGGUAUUUAAUUGUUGGGAGUGGGCUGUAGAAGAAUAAUGCAUCAUUUCCUUUUAAUGUUGUGAUGUUGCUGAGGGCAAAUGAGCUAAGAACCAGGACAUAGUCUAGAAGCUUUGACAUUUCUCUUCAAUGGUUUGUUAAAAUUGGAGAGAAUUUAAGAUUGACAUUUUUAUUGGGGACAGGGAGAGGUGAGGAGUAGCCAGGCACACAUUCACUUCUGUUCCCUUCAUUCUGUGGGACAGCCCAUCACUUUUUUAGAAACAAGGUGUACUUUGUGUGGGUAAGCAGCAUUUCCUCUCGGAAGCAUGGCCUACCUGUCCUUGACCAGUCUGUGCCUAGGAAUGUCUUAGAAUUUUUGCCAGGACCAACAGAACUGUCCUUGGUUUCCUCUCCCAGGAUGCACCAUUUCUCUGAGCUCCAGGAAGAGGGAAUGACACGGGAGGAAAACAAUGUUUUAAGAGGGUCAAGGACUGGGACGUCACGUGUGGGUACCUCGCUGAAGGAGAAGCACAGAAACUUAAAAAGGAAUAUGAUCCGAUCUGUGCUGAUCUAUUUCUUGUGGCAGCUGCGAGCUCUAAGGAGACAGGCUAGAAUGGACUCACCUGAUUGUGGAGCAACUCGCGUCAUACCUUCUAGACCAUCUUACGGUAGCUCAGCAAGUAAUGUUCGAGACAGUGGUCCUCGAAGCAUGGUCCUGGGGCCAGAGGCGUCAGCCUCACUUGGGAACUUACUAGAGUGGCAGAUUCUCUGGUGUCACCCGACUCACGACUCAUGAUGCAGAAACCCUAGGGGUGGGGCCCAGCUCUCGGUGCUCUUACUAGCCCUCCAGGUGGUCCUAAUGACUCAAGUGUGAGAACCAUUGGUUUAUGAUAACGUGAAUUGUUUUUUAUUUUUUUAUUUUCACAGUUUUAUUUUUGUAUACACAUUUGCUUAACAAUCACGGAAUUCCUAGGCCAGUUUCAGGCAACUGAAGAGCCUUGGUCAGUCGUUUAUAUUGUCUAGAACCAAGGUAUGCUGCAAACCCAGCCUGGAGCACAAUGGGAAAUAAUGUCUUUCUAAAGACAAGCUUAGAAAUUCUGAUCCAGUGGGUUAAGAGGUUUCCUUUGUCUGGUGGCAGGUCUGAGGCAUACCUGUAUUCAAUGGUAAACCGACAAAACCUCUGUAAGAUACAUUCUCUGUCAAAAAUGGGAUCACUGCCCUUGGGAAGCCUGCAGCUAUAUGAGCCUGCGUCAUAUUUCAGACGUGCCAAAAGAGACUCUUUGCUAUUAGGCCACAGACUGCAGUAUUAAGUCCAAUAUAUGUUGAUCCAUGUUCAAAUAGAUCCAUUUUUGCUUCUGGAACUUGGUUAAUUUUUCUGGUUAUGAUAUCAAAAGUUUUGUUUUCCUUGACAGUAUCACCUGGUUUAUGAUUUUCCAUCUU